UCCAUACAUUUGCAAUUUGACACCGUACAAAGCCCACUACUCCGUCCCUGACACCAGCAUCGACACCUGUUUUUCUUCUCUGUCCGGCUGAUAUGUCGUGCCGCACUCGAAUUCUGUGCAAGAGCCCAUGGCAAGCGACAAUCACCAGACGCAACCAUGCAAGAGGCGAUGGCAAGCACACUCUGGCAGCAAAACAACAACGCAUGUCGUCCUUAUGCUUGUUGUCCAUGCACCUGGUGACCUGGCCAAAGUACUCAUGUGCGCUUUAUGCUCAGUGGAGCAGGCAUACAGAUGCGAUCUACCGUCCUUUUAAACAAGGAUCCGGAUACAUAAUUGCGUGCAGACCAGUAUGUGCUGAUCGGCAGGACAAAGGCCAGCAAGGCCGGCUGGCCAGUCUCUGGAUAUAUUGUGGCCUUGAGAGUUUAGACGAUUUCGCAAGGAGAAGUGGGCAGACAUACGCGCGGCUGCUCUUCGGUAUGUUUGUAGAAUGGAGAAACGCAAAUCGUCGCCGCGGAUCGCCGCUGUGUAUGCCGACAAGAGUGGUGAUGUCCCUGGCCCAAGAGACAAAGGUUUCUGCUCAGCUGCAGCUCAAGCCAUGCGUGCUCUCCCCGUCCCGAUGCAUGCGCUUGCACGACCCUUGAAAGGGGUAAAAAUAGAACCGCCAUGUCCCUUUUAAUUCGCACUGAAUGCGAACAUUGGUUCCUUCCAAAUGCUGCCGCGGCGGGUGCUCGAUGUGCAUGCCUAUUGCGUACCCGAUGCCUGCGCGUGUGAAAUCGCUGAUUCGUCGGUCCAUCGCACUGUGGGUGAAGGAUGGCGGCUGCGAUUUCUGUUCUGUGUUCUUUGGCUGUGGUGGGCUUUGUAGACACAAGGGGGAAUCCCACUGGCUGGCGCCCUGACUGCUUGCUGUUGGCACGGCUUUCCCCGAUCCUCGCCCCUCGCUAAUCGGGUUUCAAGCGUGUUUGCUGUCCGUCAAUGACAUAAUUCGCUGAUCUCUUGGCCAAGCCAGACCCAAUGGCCGAAACUGGAGCCACACUGAGAGCCAUGCUG
Molecule: messenger RNA, 1047 nt
Organism: Linderina pennispora
Lineage: Eukaryota; Fungi; Kickxellomycota; Kickxellomycetes; Kickxellales; Kickxellaceae
Exons: 2
Coding region: 93-641 (182 amino acids)
Source: RefSeq, a predicted model, not a curated record